CCCUGGAUUUGGGGGAGGUUGCAUCCAUCAGGAGUCCUGUGAAGAACUUCACCAGAAGGAGAUUGAAUCUUUGACCUGUUUUCACGCAAACUGAGAAGAAGUGACGAGGAUCAUAUCCAAGAGGAAAUGCCAGCCUUGUCCUGUUACGAGUCUUCUGAGGGACAUUCUCCCUUUCCCUGCUCUCUGGAGAUCAUCAUCUCUGGACCCAACGGGCUGAAAAGAGUGGUUCCCGUCUGCCUCGUGAGAGAACCGGGCUCAGAUCGAGGUUCGCAUUCACUGUAUUCACUGCGUCCUAGACGAGUGCAGUGCGAGGAGAAUGACGAGGAGAAUUCCUACAAUGGUUAUCCUGAAUGGAUAAACGAAAUUCUUGACCAGCUGAAAGUCAAAGUGGCGCCUGCUGUUGAACAAAAACAGAUGGGUGUCAGGCUGACCGCAGAGAGCGUCCCCAGACUCAUCCAGGAACCGCCUGAAGGAAGCCGGUCCAGGAUGGGGGCUUUGGAGCGUUUUCCCCUGGAGGAAGAAAGCCCCCUAGAAUUUAAUAAAACAGGAAAUGAAGAUAAAUUGAAGAAUUACCUCACAGAGGUUGAGAAACAGAACGAAUACCUGCAGGACAGGUGCAAAUACCGCUUUCAGAUCAUCCCCGAUGGGAACUGCCUUUACAGGGCGAUGAGUCAGGCUCUCUACGGGGACCAGUCGCGUCACGCCGAGCUGAGGGAGCAGACCGUCUACCAUAUAGCAGACCAUCUGGAGGAGCUGGGACCCACCAUCGAGGGAGACGUCGGUGGCUUCCUCAUCAGCGCCGCCCAGGAUGGGGAGUGGGCCGGUUACACGGAACUGCUAGCUAUCAGUCACCUUCUGGACACCAACAUACACGUCACCACGGGGGGCAGCCCACAGGCACCCACAGUGUCCAGCAUGGUGCAUUGCCUGGGCCCAGAGGACCCAUCCAAGCCGUCCAUCUGGCUGAGCUGGCUGAGCUGCGGUCACUACGACGUGGUGCUGGACAAGCGGCUGGACAACCCAGAGUACGAGGCCUGGUGGAGGCAGAGGCAGCAGCAGCAGCAGGAGGAGGAAACAGUCAAAUCGCUGGCGGAGUCUCUGUCCCAAAUGUACACCGAAUACCAGAGUCACUCUUGACUGGCCCUCUCAAAUCUUUGUCCGUUUUCCGCUCUUUAUGUACACUUGUGACAUAGACAAAGAAGGUUAUUUAUAUAUAAAUUAUUUAUAAAUAAGGCUCUUUAUUUUUCUAUUUCAUGUCUAAUUGCUGUCUUAAUUGUCAUUGUCUGACUUAAAUAAAGUUCAGUUUUCAUAUUAAAAAGUGAAAAUGAAUUUCUGAACUGGUCUGAAUGACACCUGGGACUGGUUGUCAUGCUCGCGUCAGAGGGAGGCGGCGGACCCAAGUGCAGAGCGAUGAUCGUGGUGUCUUCGGGGAAAUC
Scleropages formosus (Asian bonytongue) is the source of this 1436-nucleotide messenger RNA. RefSeq names its product OTU domain-containing protein 1-like. Gene Ontology annotation, molecular function: cysteine-type deubiquitinase activity. The record is from RefSeq and is a predicted model, not a curated record. NCBI's taxonomy places the organism in Eukaryota, Metazoa, Chordata, Actinopteri, Osteoglossiformes, Osteoglossidae. The transcript has a single exon. Gene Ontology annotation, biological process: protein K63-linked deubiquitination. The coding region runs from base 127 to 1137 and encodes 336 amino acids.